AUGGUUGAUUCUUUACCAUUAUUUGAUCUUAUACUUACAAAAUCUCAAUUUCAAUCGAUAUCUAUUCAACAGAAUGAUAAUUUUACUGAACAUCUUGUUAAUGAACGAACAUUUCUAGCAUGGACACGAACUAGUCUUGUAACACCAUCAUCAUCAAUCAAUGAUUAUGUUAAACGUCGAUUAUCAAGACAUUUUAUAUCGAAAAAUAUUAAUUCUACUGAUGAUGAUAUUACUUUAUUAACAAAUCAUAUACGAACAUUUGAUACUUCAUCUAGUUAUAAUACAAUGAAACAUUUUUCAACUUUAACAAAAACACAAAUUAAAGUUAUUAUAACUGUUGUUAUUAUUAUUAGUUUCAUCAUAUUUAUUAUUGCUAUAUUUCGAUUUAAGUAA
Rotaria sordida is the source of this 393-nucleotide messenger RNA. The record is from the annotation of a GenBank genome assembly. Lineage: Eukaryota; Metazoa; Rotifera; Eurotatoria; Philodinida; Philodinidae.